This is a messenger RNA of Motacilla alba alba, 1878 nucleotides long. Its product is annotated as serpin B6-like. Gene Ontology annotation, cellular component: cytoplasm. Gene Ontology annotation, molecular function: serine-type endopeptidase inhibitor activity. Gene Ontology annotation, biological process: negative regulation of endopeptidase activity. The transcript has 7 exons. The record is from RefSeq and is a predicted model, not a curated record. Lineage: Eukaryota; Metazoa; Chordata; Aves; Passeriformes; Motacillidae. The coding region runs from base 146 to 1285 and encodes 379 amino acids.
AUUUUUUUCUUUCCUUCUUUUAUCUAGUAGGCCAAGUCAUUCUGCUGGCUUGUCCCAGCCUGGCUGGCAGGUUUAAAACCCAGCGUGCACACGUAGAAGCAAGCUGCAGGUACCACUGAAGGACUGUAGACUUAGGCUCGGAAGCAUGGAAAGCCUCUGUGCAGCAAACAGCACUUUUGCUGUGGAGCUGUUCAGAAAGCUGUGUGAGAAGAAAAGUGGGCAGAAUGUGUUCUUUUCGCCAUUGAGCAUUUCUUCUGCUUUGUCUAUGGUUUUGCUGGGUUCAAGAGGUAACACUGAAGCCCAAAUAAGCAAGGUGCUUUCUCUGAAGAAUGCCCAGGAUGCUCACAAUGGGUACCAGUCCCUUCUGUCUGAAAUUAAUGAUCCAAACACCAAAUACAUCCUGAGAACUGCAAACCGGCUCUAUGGAGAAAAGACCUUUGAGUUUCUUCCAUCAUUUAUAGAGUCCAGUCAGAAGUCCUACCAUGCUGGCCUGGAACAGAUGGACUUUCUGCAUGCCUGGGAGGAUUCCAGGAAACAAAUCAAUGGCUGGGUAGAGGAAAGGACUGAAGGUAAAAUUCAGAACCUGUUGGCAGAGGGAAUUCUCGAUUCCCUGACCAGGCUUGUGUUGGUGAAUGCCAUCUAUUUCAAAGGCAACUGGGAAGAGCAGUUCAACAAACAGAGUACCAGAGAGAGGCCAUUCCAAAUUAAUAAGAAUGAAUCCAGACCUGUGCAGAUGAUGUUCAAGGAGGCAAAUUUUAACAUGACCUACAUUGGAGACUACCAGACCAAAAUCCUUGAGCUCCCCUAUGUGGGUAAUGAAGUGAGCAUGAUCAUCCUGCUGCCUGAUGCAAUCCAGGAUGGCUCCACAGGCUUGGAAAGACUGGAGAAAGAACUUACAUACGAGAAGCUAAUAGAUUGGAUCAAUCCUGAAAUGAUGGACUCUACAAAAGUGAGGGUGUCUUUACCCAGAUUUAAACUGGAAGAAAAUUAUGAUCUGAAACCCCUUCUGAGCAGCAUGGGAAUGCCUGAUGCAUUUGAGAUGGGCAAGGCAGACUUCUCAGGAAUGUCAUCUGGGAACGAGCUGGUGCUCUCUGAAGUGGUUCACAAAUCCUUUGUGGAAGUCAAUGAAGAAGGCACUGAAGCAGCUGCUGCCACAGCUGCAGUGAUGAUGAUGCGCUGUGCAUUGAGAGUUCCAGAAUUCACUGCUGAUCACCCCUUCCUCUUCUUCAUCCGGCACAACAAAACCUCCAGCAUUUUGUUCUGUGGCAGAUUUUGCUGCCCCUAAGGAAAAGAUGACUUGGCUGCAUAGUUGCCUUCAAACAAUAAAUUUGUAUUUCCAUGGAACAGGGUGACUCAUUCUGCACUAAUUGUCUCUUUUGGCUGUGCCUAAAGCUUCUUCUGUGGUCUUGAUUUAGGGCUUGGCAGGAAUAACUGAUCUGCUUAGAUAAACAGAGCACUUGCCAUGUCCAACCCCUGCUGUGCCUGUGUGCAGAGGUCUCCAGGUUCUGGCUGACACAAAAUCCAUCCCACUUGCUCUGUGAGCGCUUCUUCUGUGCUUGACUUCACUUUUGGUGUCCAGCAGGCAGGGUCAGGCAGUGAGAGUCCACAGGAGUGAAGUUACUUUUGCUUGUGCCCAGGCUGGAGCACAUCUGUAGCUGCCCUGCCCUUUUACCUUCCAGUCACAUGCAUUGAGUGCCUUGAUAGACUGCCUGGAGCUGAAAGGAGUUUUUGGCAGCCUGUUCCAAGUAUGGCUGAACAUGCUGCAUAGGUGGGGUUUUGACUAACAGCUGGACUACCACUUAGGCAAGAAUGAGAAUGAAAGGAUGCUUUUGUAGCAGAUGUCCCUGUGAUGUAUUUGUGGUGUGAGUACCUUUGUUU